AUGGACAACUCUUUGGCCUCUGAUCAUCCCCAUCUCCUGUCAAUGGCAAGCCCCCCAUACUUCGAUAGGAAUAGCAUCAUGCACCACGCCUCAGAUAGUCAACCUCCUCGAUAUCUCAACAGCUCCAGUGUAACUGGGCCUGACUCUCAAUGGAUCAUUUUUCAGCAAACUACUUCAUCGCCAAUGCUUCAGGGAUACAAUCAGUCGGUCGGCUCGUUUUCGGCUCCAUUGGAGCCCCCAAGUUCAUUGCAUCAGGCUGAAUCGCAGCCUUGUCCCCGCAUAACCCGAAAUCUGUCUACAUCCAGCAACUACUCUCAGUUUCCGGUGAACAAUAUCAUGAGCCGAUCGACAUCUCAAUUCUCGUCCAUGUCUUCCGCUCAGCACACACAUAGUUACAACAUGACCCAAGCGUCACGUGGAUCCUUCAACGGUGCACUACCUUUGGACAUGACACGUUCGUACUCGAGCACUUCAGACAACUCGGAGACUGCAAAUCAACCACCCUCGGUACAGUUAGCUUUGACGUCAGCUGACUGGCAUACUGGUCAACCAUUCGAUUUCGCACCACAGGUUCCAAACCAACGCACCACAGCUGGCCCCUCGGCCCAAUACCAAUUUGGCUUGAGCGAUAAUUUGGGCAUCGGAAUCGAAAGUGGAGAUCAGUCUUUGGAUUGGAAAACACAAACCAUCGAGUAA
Messenger RNA from Bipolaris maydis ATCC 48331, 696 nucleotides. The record is from RefSeq and is a predicted model, not a curated record. NCBI's taxonomy places the organism in Eukaryota, Fungi, Ascomycota, Dothideomycetes, Pleosporales, Pleosporaceae.